This is a messenger RNA of Cuscuta epithymum, 1523 nucleotides long. The record is from the annotation of a GenBank genome assembly. Lineage: Eukaryota; Viridiplantae; Streptophyta; Magnoliopsida; Solanales; Convolvulaceae.
ACACUAUCAACUUUUACAAAUAAUCACUUUUUCCAAAUCACUCCAAAAGUGCUUUUUUUUUAAAGCAGAAGCUGUUGCAAACACUCCCUUAGGAAUUUAUUACGACUGCCCAACAUUUUAUGUUCUAAUUUCUAAAUUGUUCUUGUUCAGGAAAGCAAAUAAAAAUUCUGGAAGUUUUGAGCUUGUCGCGAGGAGUUCGGUUAUCUAUCGAGGACACUCGACACUCAAGACUCAAGAGUGAAGAACAAACAUAAGCUUUUUGUCGAAAAAAAAUCUAUGGCCGUCUCUUUCUAUCCUGCAAUUUCUUCUGGUCUACACACCCGCGCUGGGUUCACGCAGUCAUCUUUAAGCUGUGCGAACAAUGUUUUCGUUGGUUUAAGAGUUCAAACUCCAAAUUUUCCUGGACGGGCGAAAAAUACAAAUUUUGAAUUUCACAACAAGGUGUAUAGAAGCGUCAUGUCCAGAGCUUGUAAAAGUAAACCGACUCGUGGACAACUUUCCAUGAUGCCUGUAGGAACACCACAAGUGCUUUACCGAAACCCAGUGGAAGGGUCUUGGCAAUGGGUUGACUUGUGGAAUGCUCUUUACCGCGAACGUAUUAUUUUCAUUGGUCAAGAGAUUGAUGAAGAAUUCAGCAACCAGCUACUGGCUACAAUGCUUUAUCUUGAAAGUGUUGAUGAUUCUAAGAAAUUGUAUCUCUACAUCAAUGGCCCUGGUGGUGAUCUUACACCAUGCAUGGCCAUAUAUGACACAAUGCAAACUUUAAGAAACCCGGUUUGUACACACUGUGUGGGACUUGCCUACCAUCUUGCUGGGUUUCUUUUGGCAGCUGGGGAUAAGGGUAAGCGGUCUGCAAUGCCUCUUUCAAGAAUUGCAUUAUCGUCUCCGGCUGGUGCUGCUCGUGGUCAGGCUGAUGACAUACGCAAUGAAGCAAAUGAACUUCUCAGGAUUAGAGAUUACCUAUUUGAGGAGUUGGCUGCUAAGACAGGCCAUCCUGUUGAAAAGAUCCGUAAGGACUUGAGCCGGCUGAAGCGUUUCGAUGCCUCACAAGCUCUUGAAUAUGGUCUUAUAGACCAUAUAGUUAGGCCUUCAAGUUUGGAGGAUGAUGGCGGCAGGAAGGACUCAACAGUGGGUCUUGGUUAGUUUGUAUGUAGUGGCUCAACGGGACUACAUUAAUGAUUUUAGUAUAUCAUAUUUGGCUUGAAGUGGGCAAAGAUUAUCUGUUGAUUGAUACGUGUCCUGAUUGUGCUGUGAAUAUUCAUCAAUCCAAGGCUUCUGAAAAACAUCAGAUCGCCUUUUUAUCAGCCGAUCUUUGCAAAUAUUUUUCUCGCUACGUUCUAUUAAUACAUUUAAGCAUACUCAUAGCUUUUAUUAAUGCAAGUAACUGUUAUACUGUAAAAAAGCUAAUACUUCAUUCGUCCCAUUUCAAAGUUCUUUGUGAGAUCAACUGAUCACGAUUUGUGUGAUUACCAUUGAUUUACUUAUAAUAACUCUUACCUCUAAUAAUAUAUCUUGCCUUGAUC